Molecule: messenger RNA, 958 nt
Organism: Tinamus guttatus (white-throated tinamou)
Lineage: Eukaryota; Metazoa; Chordata; Aves; Tinamiformes; Tinamidae
Source: RefSeq, a predicted model, not a curated record
AUGGCCGCCGGGGAAGAUCGCCUGCCGCAGCGCCCUGCCCAGCCUGCUGCCCGCGCUGGGCUGCUCCUCCGCUGUGCGCCCGCGUCGGAGGCAAAGGAGAAAGGUUGGAUAAAGCCCUCCCGUGAUCCCGGCUGCGGCCGGGCUCCGUGGCCCUGUGGCCUCCUGGGGAGCCGCUUCCCACCUCCCUGUGCCCUUGGCUGUUUCAAACGUAUCCAGAAACACUUGUUCUGUAGCCGGAGGGGCAGCAGUGCCACCACUCGGGGACGCUUCCCUUGGGCCUUGCUGUCCCUCCCCAGCCCUUUACACUGGGGACGUUGUCGGUCUCUGCUGUUGCCCCUCUGUGUCCUCGGCCAACGCGGCGCUCUUGCUCAGUUCACAGCGAAGCAGCUGGAGAAGUUGGCCAAGAAAGCCGAGAAGGACUCCAAGGCGGAGCAGGCCAAGGUCAAAAAGGCUCUCCAGCAGAAGAAUGUGGAGUGUGCCCGUGUGUACGCGGAGAACGCGAUCCGCAAGAAGAACGAGGGGCUCAACUGGCUCCGCAUGGCGUCCCGCGUGGACGCGGUGGCCUCCAAGGUCCAGACCGCAGUGACGAUGAAGGGGGUGACGAAAAACAUGGCUCAGGUGACCAAGGCCUUGGACAAGGCCCUGAGCUCCAUGGAUCUGCAGAAGGUGUCUGCGGUGAUGGACAAGUUUGAGCAGCAGGUUCAGAACUUGGAUGUUCACACAUCGGUCAUGGAGGACUCCAUGAGCUCGGCGACCACGCUGACCACCCCGCAGGAGCAGGUGGACAGCCUCAUCGUCCAGAUCGCCGAGGAGAACGGCCUGGAGAUCAUGGACCAGCUCAGCCAGCUCCCCGAGGGCGCCUCGGCCGUGGGGGAGAGCUCGGUCCGCAGCCAGGAGGACCAGCUCUCGCGGCGGUUGGCUGCCUUACGGAAUUAGGGUCUCCCUGCGGACUGCUGCC